Besnoitia besnoiti is the source of this 1590-nucleotide messenger RNA. RefSeq lists its product as uncharacterized. The record is from RefSeq and is a predicted model, not a curated record. The transcript is spliced from 5 exons. Bases 1 to 1590 code for a protein of 529 amino acids. NCBI's taxonomy places the organism in Eukaryota, Apicomplexa, Conoidasida, Eucoccidiorida, Sarcocystidae.
AUGCCCGAUUCCCCCGAGGUUCGGGCGAUAGGGGAGUCUCGAGAAACUGAUUCUGGAGACGUCCUCUCUACUGUGACUGCAUCCGUCGAUAGCGUCGACUCCCACGUGAAGGCAGUUAUAAAGGCUAGUGAACCUGGGGACGGCAAGCAAGGUUCGCUGUCUAAAAGAGGUUCCCUUGUGCGCGAUGACCUGCCACCACUCGUCAACCAUCAGAAAGGUCUCAACUACAGCAGGUCCACGUCCCUGGAAGUGGAUCCGAAGGAGGUCUCGGACGGAGAGGCGGACGGCGAGCCCAGCCCAGCGUUUUCGUCGCUAGUUCGUGCCAGCACCAUGGCCAGGAGAAAACCCCGCCCGGACGCAUCUCCCGCUGAGGGGCCUUCAGACACUUCAGCGCCCGCAGAAGACGCGGCCGAGGUGUCUCCAGGGCCCCGCGCGCGCGCCUUCGAGGCACCCGCCGCAGCCGCUGCGCAAGCCGCGCAUGCGGAGGACAACAACGUAAGUUUCCUUGCUUUCCGUGUGGGCACUCUCGAGACAGCGGAGUGCAGGCAAGAACUGGAAGAGGACCUCCUGGGCGCAUCAGGACGCCCUGUGGAUGUCCGUGAGUUCGGCAGAGCGAAAGGCGAAGGGUUGACAUCGUUUUGGUCUUACUUCAAUUGGGAACGAGGGGCGGCCGCCGCUGCGGGGCAGCCCAAAGAGACUCCCUCCACGUCAAACAAGACAGAGGAAGAUCAGGCACCGAAGAAACCUCGAGGCGGCGCACCCGUGGUGCGCUUUCAGGGGGUGGAUAGUGACCCCGUGGAGGAGGAGGACGACGACGAAAGUCCAUCGUCGCGUGUAAGGAAGGGCAAUUCUGUUGUCAACAUGGGGUUUGUCGAUUUGAUUGAGUCCCUCCUGCUCAACCAUGACGUGAGUGGGAAGCCCGGCCGCUUCAGCAGCAGCUUUUCAGCGAGUGAAUUGGCUAGUGAAAGGGACAGCGACGUCGACUCCGUGACCUCAGCCGACGUACGCGGACACGACGAUAGCCUGGUGUGGCAGAUGGAAGAUGUCCUUCUUUUCGAAGACCAGCUCCAUGCAGCCAUGGCUGCCAAGUUGGAGCAAGAGGCCCGCCACAUGGAGUCAUCGCUGAGGAAAAACAUGGUCAGUCUUGAAGCGGAGCUAGGCGACGACAAUGAGCUGAAGAUGAUUCAUUACGAGGCCCUGAUGGCCGGCCUUGACCUGACUCCAGGGCUCGAUGCGCCGACUGAUGCAACACUCCAGCGCAUCGACAUCGCCACGCUGUUGAAUCUGUCCCUCUCAAACUACGAAGCGUCGAUGGAGAGGAUCACUACCUCGCAAACAGGCAGCGGAUUAUUGUCGCUUCCUUCUGAAGCUGCACUCCCCUUCACGCCGCGGCGGCAAUCGCCCACCAUCAAAGGAAGUCCGCGGACGUGGGCUGGAGCGAGCGGCCGGUCCCCCCUGCAUCAGAUCCAGUCGGAGCUCCUCCGCAUGGGCAGCACGAGUAGCGCUGAGUCGACUUCGGAGGACGACUCUUCGGAAAAGCGGAAAGACAGCAGGAGCCCCGCGCCCUCGACCAAGGAUGAGAGGGGCUAG